AUGUCAUUGUUGGAUAUUAGUGCUCGUUGUGUUGGUGAGUAUGUGCCAUUUGAAAUGGUGGAACGCCACUUUCAACCGCGAAUACCGGAGCCGGUACAAAAACGUAUAGUAUAUUGGUCAUUUCCUCGUUCAAUAGACCAAGUAGCUAUUUACUCAACACUAGCAAACGAUGAUAGUGGUAGAUGUAUACCAUUUCAGCAUGGAUUAGAAUUAUUAGAAAAAGACUGUGUCAAGAAUGUCUUACAGAUCGGUUUCAGUCUGACAGGAUCUGUUGUGGACAACGUCAGUUAUUCGCGUUCUUCUAAUCUGGAGAUGAUGAAUGUAUUUGGGAAUCAGUCCAUUAUCACUCAACGUGUUUCUAUCUCAUUCGAUCGUUGCACUAUUACAUCAGUUACUUGUUCUUGUUCUACUAUGGAUAUGCUUUGGUGUGCACAUGUCGUUGCUCUAGCAGUAUAUAGAAUUCGAUUUCCAGACAAAAUAGAACUUCGCUUGCCAAUAUCAGAAACUUUAUUGGAUAUGAGCCGUGAACAAUUACAAAAAUUUGCUUUACAUUUAAUUGCCGAAUAUCACACCGACGUUCUGCCAAUGGCACAAAAGUUGGCUGAUGAGCUUCUGGGAUCAGAAGAAGCCGCAAUAAAUAAAACCAAUGGCGCGCCAGAUCCGACUGCUGGUGCUGCAGUUGGAGAUGAUCACGAUUGGUUUUUAGAUGUUAACCAUGUUGAAACGCGAGUUAAAAAUUUUCUUUCGCGUGGUAUCUAUUAUAGAUCUAAUCAGGAGUUGUUGUCAAUGUUUGCAAAGAUCGAAGAGUUGCAGAAAGCAGCAGACUCUAAUGGACCGCGAAUGUUAACUAUAAUCACUGAACAAUUGCUUGUGGAUUCUCGAUUAAAGCAAUGGACGACACAACAUAUGCCCAUGGCUCAAAAAUGCCGUCAGAUUUGGGAUAGAUUAAGUAAGCUGUGGGUAAGCGUAGUUUUAAAUCCUGAAGCACCAGCAGAAAGUAUUCAAAAGUGGAAGUGGAUGCUACAAGAAUGGAGUCAACGAGAUUAUUGUCCGAAAGAAUUUGAUGAAUAUCGCGUACUGCCUCAUGCUACAGACAAUACAGAUUCUGAAGACGAUGAUAGCAGUUUUUUAUAUGAAAGAAAUAGAUUAAAUAGACUUCGAGAUGACAGAUCAAGCAUUACUCUCAAUUCUAGAAGUAUUUUUGAUAACGCCAUUGAAGCUUGUAACCUUGAUUGGGAGAGUUCGGCCCUUCGUCGUAUCAUCGCUGGAGAGUCGGAAUCACUUUUAUCAAAUUUAUUAGAGGAUUAUAAUCAAAAUAAUAAAGGCGAUUUUGGUGUUUGGAGAGAAAAUCUGUUUAUUGCAGCAUCACGUGUGCAGUCGCUAAAGAUUCAUGGAAACACUGAAGGAGCUUUACGUUUAGCUAUUGCAAUAGUUAAUGGUAUGAAAGAAAAGCUGCAGAGACCGAAACGUAAACAUGAUAACGAUGGCGUCGAUGAGAAUUAUAAAGAUAAUUGGAUUGGUCAUCCUUUAAAUCUAGUUGAUACUGUAUUCGAUAUACUUAUUCAGGCAUCUACAGUUGCAAGUAUUUAUGGUCACAUUAUGGAAAACACAUGUUCACAUAUUGGUAAAACAAUUAAACAUAUCCGUGUGCAGAAUAGCAAUGAUAAAUCUUAUCUGUCCCUCGCAUACGAAUUCGCUCUAAUCGCCUUAAGUCAGCAGCGUCGAAUGCCAAGCAAUUGCAACGCACAAGAACUUAUGAAGAAACAGGAAGAAGCCUUGUUAUGUCGUCUAAAAAAUGUAGAAAUGGAUAGUAUUUUACAAGUUGUACUUCGUAAUCAUGUUCAAAUGCUACUGAAAGAUGACUUCCCUUCAUCACUUAGUGCUUACGUUGAUCGGAAUUGUUUAGCAAUGCAUUCCUUUGCUCAUUAUCUUUUCAAUUCACUAGUUGACCGUGAACAAGAAUUAGCUUUUCAAGUUGGUUUUAGGUCAGUUAGAUUGCCUUUAGAUAUGAGGAGAGAUGGUAACUGGGCAGAUCAAGAAGUGGAAUGGUAUAUAGCUCCACAUGUCGAAAGUUGUCAAUAUAAAUUAGCUGGAACUAUGUUACAGGCUUCACAAAGCUACCCUGACAAACUAUUGGGGGUACUCCAGGCAAUAAUUAAUCAUAUACAGAAUGUAAAAUACCUCUUUAAGUUAGCCAAAGAUGCUAUGCAAUUAGCACUUCGUCCGUUUAGUUCGCGAAUGGUCGGUUUGCAAAGUGCAAGGGAUGAAGACAUGCUAAAUUGUAGCUUUAAAAUUGGACUACAGGUUUGUAGAUUAACACUUCAUCAAGCAAAUAAUACCAAACGAACGGACAUGGUUAGAUGGUUGGUUACGUGUGCAGUUGAUGUUGGUAUUGAAGCGUUGCGGACAUUAAUGGAAUUGUGGCGAUCUCUUUUUACACCAAAUGAAGCUACAAGUGUGCUAGUUCUUACAAUCUUAUCAACUUCAACUUUAAAUCAGUUGCAACUGUGUCGUUUACGUGAAAUGGAAUUAGUGUCAUGUGCACGUAGAUUAGCAUUAGAAUGCUCUCGUGAAGAACCUCAAAGUUGUUGUUUAAAUGCGUUAAAAAUUUGUCGAAAAGAUUUAAAUGAUUUCAAUGAGGCCUAUGAAAUUGUAGUUCAAAAUUUCAAUGUAAUUCCGUUGAUUGAAUUAUUUGCCAUUGCACGCUUCUUCGAUAACUGUGAGGUAUAUCGAGCUUAUCGAGUUGCUCUUUUGGCUAUGCGACGCGUUAACCUUGCACAUAAUCAAGAAACUCAUUACAUUGUAAGCGAUGUUUAUUGGGCUUGCUCCUUAGCUCAUUCAAUUGGCAAGCCUGAGUUGACGAAGAUGAUACAGUUUGUUAUCAAAGGUGUACAUUGCGCGCCGGUAUUGGCUGAUAUAUUGCGUAGAUGUGCAACUCCGGCUCCUAGCGUUUGUAUUAUAGGAGGAAAUGGCCAAAAAUUAAUAUCAUAUAAAAACGAGCCUCUGAAUUUACUGUUGGAUGCUGCGAUUAAUUGCUAUAUAAACACUACGCAUGAACGCCUGGCUCAUAUUAGUCCUAGGCAAUACUCUGAUUUUAUCAGCUUUCUAUGUAAAGCAAGGGACACAUUCUUAUUAGCUGAAAAUGGCGAAUUACAGUUUCAGCAACAUUUAAUUCGAUUAAAAUCACUAUACAAAGGCAAGAAGAAAUUAAUGGCAUUGGUUAUGAGCCAAUUUGGAGAAUUCCUUAAGUUUUGA
Trichoplax adhaerens is the source of this 3255-nucleotide messenger RNA. RefSeq lists its product as uncharacterized. Gene Ontology annotation, molecular function: zinc ion binding. The record is from RefSeq and is a predicted model, not a curated record. Gene Ontology annotation, cellular component: Cul2-RING ubiquitin ligase complex. The transcript is spliced from 8 exons. Bases 1 to 3255 code for a protein of 1084 amino acids. NCBI's taxonomy places the organism in Eukaryota, Metazoa, Placozoa, Uniplacotomia, Trichoplacea, Trichoplacidae.